Telopea speciosissima is the source of this 1366-nucleotide messenger RNA. RefSeq lists its product as uncharacterized. The record is from RefSeq and is a predicted model, not a curated record. Lineage: Eukaryota; Viridiplantae; Streptophyta; Magnoliopsida; Proteales; Proteaceae. The transcript has 5 exons. Bases 35 to 1366 code for a protein of 443 amino acids.
CAAUCCAGGGUUAAGGUCAAAGGUUUUUAGAGUCAUGAAGUUCAAGAAAGGGAAUACAGUAGAGCUGUUGAGAACAAAACUGGACCCAUGUGGCUCUUGGUUUACUGGCAAAAUAGUUGAAGUAAAUGGAGAUUGGUAUACUGUUAGGUAUGACUUGCUUCUGAAUCAUGAAGGAGAACCACUUGCUGAAAAGGUGCACAAGGAUGAUAUUAGGCCUCAACCUCCAUUCACAAUGAAAGAGAGAUGGGUGAAUGGUGAUAUAGCUGAAGUGUUUGAUAUUCAUUCUUGGAGGUUUGGAAAGGUUGCAAAGGCGAUGAAUAAUAAUCGGUUUGUUGUUAGACUGUUCGGGUCUAUCCAGCUUAGAGAAUUUUGCAGGUCUGAUCUUAGGGUUCGACAAGUUUGGCGCAACAAGAAGUGGGUGAAGAUUGGGAAGGUUGGUGGAGAUAAACAAAUCAACAAUAAUAUUACAGAAUACAGUUCCAAAUAUUCUCAAGAAUUUUUAGUUUACGAGGAGCUGCAACAAGGUAUUCAGGAAGAAACUUACAGUGUAGAUAGAACUUGGCAGGAUUACAUCAAGACACAUUUCAAAUCAUCCCCUCAAGGUGCUGUUAUUGCUAGAGGUCACAAGAGAGGGAGAGCAACCAUGAAAGAGGGAAGGUGUGACAGGCUGCUCGUGAGAACUCUUCCUUUUCUUGAACAGGUAGAUGUUGUUUCUUCCCCAAAAGCAAAAUUGGGUGAGAAAUGCAUAAAAAGGUCUUUUGAUAUGGAUGUGAAAAACGAAAAAACAAACAAUUAUUCCUUAUGUUUGUCAUCCACACCUGUUCGAGGUACAGAAGAAAGUAACAAAUGCUCAGUUGCUAGUUGUAGUAGUAACAACGUUGGGGAGUCCAGUGUUCGAAAUUCCCAAAAAUCACCUAGGAUUAUUUAUGCUAGUUAUUUGGAUGAUGUUGGAUCAUCAUGUGACUCUAGACCCAAGAAAAAAUGUUUACCCUCCUGGACUGAAGAUGAAGUAGAAGCCGACGACAUCCAUGAGGUAGAGCUUAAUGCAUAUAAAUCAACUGUGCAGGCUUUGUAUUCUUCUGGUCCUUUAAGUUGGGAGCAGGAGUCGCUCUUAACAAACCUUCGUCUCUCCCUUCACAUUUCAAAUGAGGAACAUCUACUCUAUCUGAGCUUUGUUGGAGUUCAUGUGAACAUCUUUGUCCACGUAAUCCUUGACAUAUUGGCAAAAUCUUCUGGUGGAAUAGCACAAUAUGCAGCAGAUAUUUUAUCUACUGGAUAUCGUGCUGUUCCACUGAAGAUUUGCCAAAUGCUGAUUAAUGUUUUCUCCCCUGCUGAAAAUGGAGAACUGAAAAAGGAUAGCGGCUAA